Gambusia affinis (western mosquitofish) is the source of this 3237-nucleotide messenger RNA. It is a transcript of the gene trip10a, whose product is annotated as thyroid hormone receptor interactor 10a. Bases 321 to 2102 code for a protein of 593 amino acids. Gene Ontology annotation, molecular function: protein binding. Gene Ontology annotation, biological process: signal transduction. NCBI's taxonomy places the organism in Eukaryota, Metazoa, Chordata, Actinopteri, Cyprinodontiformes, Poeciliidae. The transcript is spliced from 16 exons. The record is from RefSeq and is a predicted model, not a curated record.
AACUCUGGGAUUUGGGAGUGACGCGGAUACGAGAGCUACUUUGUCCCUCUGUUUCCUUCGCUAUAAAAAAAUAUUUGGACUUAUUAGAACAACGGUUACUAGCGAAUGUUGAGUGAUUUAAUUAUGAAGCCGAUUUACACGUUUUGUUAAGAAAAAGCGCCAGUGGAUUGCCCUGGUGUUUACUUGGUGACUGAUCAAGUCGGGAUUGUGUUUGUUUGCGGGCCGUCCGUCCUCCAAGCUGCUGCUGCUGCUGCUGCGGCGGCGGCUGGGAUAACUUUGGAAGAAGUUCUUUGUAUUCAGGAAACAGUUUGGCUAAGAACAUGGACUGGGGCACGGAACUUUGGGAUCAGUGUGACAUCAUAGAGAAGCACACGCAGUCCGGCCUGGAGCUGGUGGAGAAGUAUGUGAAGUUUGUGAAGGAAAGGACCGAGAUCGAGCAAAGCUAUGCCAAACAACUGAGGAAUCUUUCAAAGAAAUAUAACCAAAAACGAAGCAACAAAGAUGAGCCAGACUGCAGGCUGUCCAGCUACCAGUCUUUUGUGGACAUCCUGAAUGAGAUGAACGACUAUGCGGGGCAGAGGGAGCUAAUUGCCGAGAACAUGAUCAUGAACAUUUGCAUUGAUCUCACCAAGUACCUGCAGGAACUCAAGCAGGAGCGAAAGACGUAUCUAUUGGAGGCCAAGAAGGCCCAGCAGAGUUUGGAGAGCACCUACAAGCAGCUCGACAGUAGUAAAAAGCGCUUUGAGAGAGAAUGGAGAGAAGCAGAGCGCGCAGCACAGUAUGCAGAGAAAACGGAUCAAGACAUCAACGCCACAAAAGCUGAUGUUGAAAAAGCUAAGCAGCAGGCGCAUAUGAGAGCACGUGUAGCUGAGGACUGCAAGAAUGACUACGCUGCUCAGCUUCAAAAGUACAACAAAGAGCAGAGCCAGUUCUAUUUUAAUGACAUGCCACUUAUUUUUAAUAAAUUGCAGGAUUUGGAUGAGAGGCGGAUACGAAAGUUGGGACAUGGCUACAUCUUGUUCUCAGACACAGAAAAGAAUGUGAUGCCCAUCAUUGGCAAGUGCUUGGAAGGGAUUACUAAAGCUGGCACUAAUGUCAAUGAGAAAAAUGACACCAUGCUUAUAAUAGAGCAGAAUAAGUCUGGAUUUGAGCGUCCUGGAGACGUAGAGUUUGAAGACUACAGCCAGGGUAUUAACCGAGCCUCCUCUGACAGCAGCCUCGGUACACCUAAAGGCCCCAUGGACCUUCUGGGGAAGAACAAGAGUAAAAACUUCUGGCUUUUCAAGAGGAGUAAGCUCUCCUCCUCCACACUCACUCCUUUCUCCACACCCCCUGCCCCUUCACCUCCUAAUGGAGCCCCUUCCCCCAAGUUUGGCCGGGACCCCCUGUCGUACUGUUUGAAGGAGAUCAAUAAGACAGUCAAACCCAGAAUCUCUUCCUUCCGGACACUCAGGAGAUCGAAAUUUACCCCAGACAGGAUCAUGCCUACGGUGACGGAGGACUUUGGCCAUCUCCCCCCGGAGCAGCGCAGGAAGAGGUUACAGCAGAAAUUAGAGGAAAUUUCUAAAGAGCUGCAGAAGGAAGCAGAUCAGAGCGAAGCGCUCGGAAAGAUGAAAGAUGUUUAUGAGAAAAAUCCUCAAAUGGGAGAUCCAGCUAGUCUUGCAACCCAGAUCAGUCAGACAUCUCAGAAUAUAGAGAGGCUCAGAGGAGAACUGAACAAGUAUGAGACUUGGCUGUCUGAAGCAGGUGCUCGGGGGGACACACUACGAUACAGAGCUCACUCAUUUAACAAUAACGGAGCCCAUGAAGUUCUUAGUCCUGAUGGUGCACAUUCAGAUGAAAGCACUCCCGACCCCUCUCAAGCUAUUUAUGCCGAGUUUGAUGAUGACUUUGAAGAUGAAGAGCCAGCGGCACCCAUCGGGAAGUGCACAGCGAUGUAUAACUUCCCUGGUGCCAGUGAAGGGACCAUUUCGAUGCAGGAAGGGGAAGUGCUGGCUGUAGUGGAAGAGGACAAAGGAGACGGAUGGACCCGCGUCCGAAGACACAAUGGAGAUGAAGGCUACAUACCUACAUCUUAUGUCACCAUCACAUUAAACAAAUGAGCAAGAAAGAGACAUUCAGGUUACCAUUUUAAUGUCAUUUACACCACAUGUUUGAACAAUCAUGAUGAAGCCAUGUCAGAAAUGGGUGAGACCACCCAAAAGUGCUUUGAUAUGUUUUUUUUGUUGUUGUUGUUUUUUUAUCCCUGGCAUACUGUAAAUUCGCAGUAGAGUUAUCACUCACAUUUUGGAGCAGAUAGUUCUUAACACCUGUGUUGGUUAGGAGAAUGUUUUUUGUUUUUGUUUUGUUUUUUUUGUGAAAAACUGAGCUGUUACCUUUGCCAACCCCUCAUGCUGCAGAGUCCAUAUUAUGCAUUACCUCUUUCAUUUUUCAUUUGCCUCACGAGUGUCAGUUUUGAUUUGUAAUCCCACUUGAGUGUGCCCACUCGAGAUUUUGGUGCAAGAAUGUUUCACCUUUAACUUUACAACAAUUAGUCCUCUGUUACAGUGAAACAUACACACAAAAAAACUAUAUACAAACUGUUAAAUGUUCAGACAAUCACAUCCAUAUCAUCAUUUAAUUCCAGUAGCAAAUAAAAUACAGCAGAUGCCAUUUUCUUACAACAGCUGAUAGAAACCUGCUGCUUAUUUUUAUUAGAUAUUGUACUAGAGAUAAUUUAUUACAAGUGUGUAUGAAUAAAAUGUUUAUAUUUGGAAAAAAACAAGCUCUUUGUAUUUAGGAUGUUCGGAUGUUGCUUUUUUUUCCUCCUUGCACAAAGUGUGGGACGGACUGUAGCCACAAAAGGGAGGAAAUAUUGCACACACUAAAUAUGUUACAUUGAGAAUAUUGUAUUUAUAUAAUAUAUAUAUUUUAGCAAUCACAACACCACUAUUGUCUUAUUAGCAUUUUUAACUAUUCAAAUAAAGGUUGUUUUAUUGUAAGAGAAAACAGCAAGUUUUGAAGUUUGUUGCUUAUGAUGUUACAUAAAAGUUCACAAGAUUUUUUCCUGUAGUGCAGAUUACUACCUUUCUGCUUAAUACUUAUUUCUCUUUGGUGCCUUUCUGGUUAAAGCAUUGUGUACAUACCUUUUGAGCUAAUUUGUCCUUUUUUCUAUACUUAAUAAUUGUAAAGCACAUUUCAACAGUAGAAGUCAUUAUGUUCACUUUAAACUUGAAAAAUAAACUAGUGAAACAUGUA